AUGGAGAGUCUACAGAAGUUUACAUCAGCGCCCGACAUGAAUGAGCUGCACCGCGUUGCUGCAUCGUUUGAGCAAAAGAUCUUCUCAACGGCCACCAAUCAGGUGCGAGCAAGCAACGGCCACCAAUCAGGUGCAAGCAAGCGACGUUUUCAUUCGACUCAAAAUUGCGCCGUCCCCGCUUUUCCUUUCCCCCUUCCCCCGUUGGUGGACCUCUCGUUCCCCCAAUGUGCCCCCUUCCCACGGACCUCAGGACGCAUAUCCCAGAAGAUGCUGGACAUCAAAUCAGGAGCAAGCAAGGGCCACGCUGCAGGCUGCAAGGCGGAUGAGCUUUCUGCCUCCCAGCCCUCAGCACCACUCACUCUCCCCCGGUGUUUACCCCUCGCCCCGCCUUCCGCCUCCCUCCAACCUCAGGACGACUACCUGUGGCGCAUAUCCCAGGAGAUGCUGGACAUCAAGAGCAAGGGGCGCAUGUUGCAGGCUGCAAGGCGGAUCAGCCUUUUCCCUCCGAGGCCUCAGUACCACUCACCCUCUCGCCCCUAA
Molecule: messenger RNA, 540 nt
Organism: Closterium sp. Naga37s-1
Lineage: Eukaryota; Viridiplantae; Streptophyta; Zygnematophyceae; Desmidiales; Closteriaceae
Source: the annotation of a GenBank genome assembly